AUGACAGUCAAGCUUGAGGCCCAGAUUGAGGCCGACAUUGUCCUCGCCGAACCCGCUUUACUUGAGAAGAUUGAUAGGUUGUUCGCCUGCAAUGUGGGUGAAUACAUCAAUCUUCCACAAUUGGUCGUUGUUGGAGAUCAGUCCAGUGGCAAGAGCUCCGUGCUGGAAGGCCUGACAAAGCUGAAAUUCCCUCGAAACAGUGGCCUUUGCACACGAUUUGCGACCCAGAUCAUAUUCCGGAGAGAUCCGAGCUUGAGGGGGAGGAAAAUUUCUGGCUCGAUCAUUUCAACAACGCACAAAAUCGAAAAGGGAAACGCCAGUUGGAGUAUGUCGGAUGCUGAGAGUCUCAACGAGGCGGACUUUGAAAGUUUGAUAAGCGAAGUUCAUAAAGCUAUGGGCCUCUCAACGUCGGCGGGAGACAACUUGCCCACGUUUUCCUCCGACGUAUUUCGGCUAGAGAUUAUUGGACCCCAUGAAAAUCACCUUAGCGUCAUUGAUGUUCCUGGAAUUUUCAAGACCACGACACCCGGCUUGACUUUCAAGUCAGAUAUUGCUCUUCCAACGUGGAUAUUGCAACACAGGAGAUCAGAAAUUGCCAGAGAAUUGGAUCCCGAUGGAAUAAGGACACUCAGAAUCCUUACCAAGCCCGAUCUCGUGGACGAAGGAGCAGAAGAGAAAAUCAUCGAGCUAGUCGAAGGGAGCCAAGAUUCGGAAGAAUUAGGCUGGGUGGUGGUUAAAAAUCUCGGCCAGAAGGACCUCCAGGAUCCCUCCAAAGAUCGUGACAUUGCGGAAGACAUUUUCCGACAUUCGCCUCCCUGGAAUCGUCUGUCUAAGGACAACUAUGGUAUUGAGGCUCUUCGAGCACGAUUGCAAACACUUCUAGCUUCUAAUGUGCGGCGAGAAUUUCCGUCGGUGCGAUCUGAAGUCUUGAAACGCCUGAAAGAAUGCAAGAGAGCUCUGGAGGGCUUAGGCGAAGAGCGUGAGUCCACAGAACAACAAAGAAAAUAUCUGCUCGAGAUUGUAUCGAAGUUCCAGCGUAUCACCGAGAAUGCUCUGCAAACAAAUUAUGGAUCACAAGAUGCAUUUGAUGACGAGCCUGAACUACGCUUGGCAACCUUGGUUGCCAACCGGAAUGCACUGUUCUCCGAUGAGAUUUCUACCCAUGGCCACACGUACGCCUUUGUGUCUCAUACUCAUGACGACGAUUCAGAGGAUCAACGUAAUCGUUCAGUGGCUUCCCCAGCGAACUCUGUCUGCUCGGAUGCUGACAAGUUUGAAAGCGAGGAAGAGUGCAAAUCUAUCCCCAGCAGGAAGAUCAACAGUUGCAGCGAUAUUGAGGACAUCUUGCAUGACUGCGUUCCUAUCCAAGACUCACAGACCCAAGGUACCCUCGCUUGGAUUGAGAAAAUCUAUCGGGAGUCUCGUGGAUUCGAAAUUGGUACUUUUAAUUCGACCAUACUCUCGAGCGUACUGAAAAGACAGUCUGCAAAGUGGCCGUCUUUCGCUGAGGGCUACAUCUGUGAUGUUAUAUGUGUGGUUCACACGUUCAUCAAAAAGGCAUUGACCAUAAUCUGCAACGAUCAGAGAUUAGGUCAGAACAUCCUUUCAUUCCUGUUGGACGGUCUUAGCGACAAAUAUCGACAGGCUCUUUCGACAACGAACUUCCUGCUCCGCAUCGAAAGAGACGGCACGCCAAUGACGCAGAAUCAUUAUUUGAAUAGUAAUCUGCAAAAAUGUCGGCAGGAACGCAUCACUUCCGCAGCGAAGAAGUCAUCGGUCUCCGUGACUUACCAAAAUGGUUCAAGUGGAGAAUGUGUUCCACUUUCUGACCUAACCCAGAUCCAUCAUAUGAAUAAUAUGGAGCAGACUGUGCAAGACAUUCACGACAUAUUAAAAUCGUACUACAAAGUUGCUCGGAAAAGGUUCAUUGACAACAUGUGCAUGCAAGCGGUGGACUUUUAUCUGGUCACGGGACCAGAAGCUCCAAUGGGAUUGUUCUCUCCCGCUUGGGUCUACGAUUUAUCACCUGAGCAACUGGAUGACAUUGUUGGAGAAGAAGCUUCUGUGCGAAGGAAGCGCAAGCAGUUGAAAAAGCAGCUCAAGGACCUUGAGUCUGGCAGAAAAAUCUUGGUUUAG
This is a messenger RNA of Aspergillus welwitschiae, 2136 nucleotides long. Its product is annotated as dynamin family protein. Bases 1 to 2136 code for a protein of 711 amino acids. The transcript is spliced from 5 exons. Gene Ontology annotation, molecular function: microtubule binding; GTPase activity; GTP binding. The record is from RefSeq and is a predicted model, not a curated record. Gene Ontology annotation, cellular component: cytoplasm; microtubule; membrane. Lineage: Eukaryota; Fungi; Ascomycota; Eurotiomycetes; Eurotiales; Aspergillaceae.